GCCUGACUGCUUUGCACGACAGCCAAUCAGAGCGCGGCACCACGAGGCCGCCAACCAAUAGGGAGCGGGAGGAGAGGGCGGCCGGGCGGAAGCGGCGGCGGCGGCGCUGAGGAGCGCGGCGGGCGGAGCGCGCAGGAAUCUCAUCUGGCAAAAAUGGGUGAACCUCAGCAAGUGAGCGCCCUUCCUCCUCCUCCAAUGCAGUACAUCAAAGAAUACACUGAUGAAAAUAUCCGUAAAGGGCUGGCUCCAAAGCCUCCUCCGCCAGUGAAGGACAGCUACAUGAUGUUUGGGAACCAGUUCCAGUGUGACGACCUGAUCAUCCGGCCCCUGGAGAGCCAGGGCAUCGAACGGCUGCACCCCAUGCAGUUUGACCACAAGAAGGAGUUAAGGAAACUCAACAUGUCCAUCCUGGUCAACUUCCUGGACCUCUUGGACAUCUUGAUAAGGAGUCCGGGGAGUAUAAAGCGAGAGGAGAAACUGGAAGACUUGAAGCUGCUUUUUGUCCACGUGCACCACCUGAUAAACGAGUACCGGCCGCACCAGGCGCGGGAGACGCUGCGGGUGAUGAUGGAGGUGCAGAAGCGGCAGCGCCUGGAGACGGCCGAGCGCUUCCAGAAGCACCUGGAGAGGGUGGUGGAGAUGAUCCAGAACUGCCUGGCUUCCCUGCCCGACGAUCUGCCUCACGCAGAGGGCGGGCUCAGGGUCAGCGUGGAGCCCUUGGACGCUGAUGAUGGCAGCAGCUGCGCUGGGCAGAGCGAGAAGCAGAGGGAGCGCUCUGCUGGCAAGAGGGAUCAGGUUUUGGACAAAGAUGCAGCGAUGUGCAGCAUUAUUGAUGAAAUGACGUGAAGCAAACAGCUGGUUUUGUUAGUGCACCACAGUGAGAGACAAGGGGUUCUGAGGGUACACAUUGUAUUUUGUUUUGCUGUUGUACAAGCAGAUGAAGUUGUGCACCUCUUGGAGAUUGUGAGUGACUGGGCAUGAAAAUGUUUUAAAGUUUUGUGUUUUUUUUGUAAAAAUAAAAAAAUCUGUUUUUGUUAAGUAUAUCAUGUAAGGUGGUAGGCACAGAUUAAAAUUGGAUUUUCCUGUUGUACUUUCA
This is a messenger RNA of Passer montanus (Eurasian tree sparrow), 1096 nucleotides long. It is a transcript of the gene MED7, whose product is annotated as mediator complex subunit 7. Lineage: Eukaryota; Metazoa; Chordata; Aves; Passeriformes; Passeridae. Gene Ontology annotation, molecular function: transcription coregulator activity. The record is from RefSeq and is a predicted model, not a curated record. The coding region runs from base 154 to 846 and encodes 230 amino acids. Gene Ontology annotation, cellular component: mediator complex. Gene Ontology annotation, biological process: regulation of transcription by RNA polymerase II. The transcript has 2 exons.